Molecule: messenger RNA, 720 nt
Organism: Fonticula alba
Lineage: Eukaryota; Rotosphaerida; Fonticulaceae
Exons: 6
Coding region: 109-549 (146 amino acids)
Source: RefSeq, a predicted model, not a curated record
CCCCUCCCCCCCCAUUGCCCUCCACCCUCCUUCCGCUCGCCGGUCUGCCCGCGCGCUCUUCCUGCCCCUCCCCCGCUCGCCUCCCCGGCCAGAAGAUCCCUCGCCGUCAUGUCCUCCGAUAGCAGCGCCUCUGCUGGCACCCCGGUGCCGCCGAUGAUGACCAGCCAGAUGAACUCCGAGUCGGCCAUCCUCACCAUCCGCGUGAUCCGCUCCAUUACCUUCCGCAACUCGCGCAACCUCAUCCUGCGGAACAUCAACCUGAAGACCACCACCGGGCGGGACCUGCUGGAGAUGUCCCUCGCCGCGAUUGCCACUGAAAGUGCCUUCCGCCCCUUCCGGACGAUCACCUUCGACACCCUCAAGAUUUACCACACCGCCCACAUGAGCAAGAAGGGCGACCUCAUCAUCAACACCGGCAGCGAGCACCUCGUUCUGGACCCCCACAUGUCCCUUUGGGACAGCGGUGUCCGCAACGAGUCUGAGAUCUCCCUCUACAACAAGGCCAUGUACCUGGAGUACCUGGCGGACCCGCGCCAGCUCUGGGAGUGAACACGUGGCCUCAACGCGAUGAUGAGGUGCCGCCGCUCGACUCGGGCUUCUGCCCCGCGGCGCGGCGUGGGGGGGGGGGGAACGUGUUACCGCGACGCGGUCGUUCCGACGCUCUCCCUUCUCCCCGGACACAGGUAUCUCACCCUGGUCUCUCUCCCUAUCCCCUGCCCC